CUAUAGCAUCUGUAGGGGUUAACUGACUGGUGCUGACUUGCGCUCACGGAUUUUACUACAGGCUUAUUCUGUUCGCAAAUCUAUCUUCAAGCCAGCAGUGUGUUGAUUCGGAUAAAAUCGCAGACGGGUGGACCCGGUGUGAAUUGUGUAGAUUUUUUUCGGAAAAAAAAGGAAUAAAAAAAAAAAAAAACGUCGCAAAGGGCAGAAUGGAGAGAUUAGCUGAGGUGAUACUUUUCCCCUGUCUUUUGACCGUGUGUUGCUUACCCUCAAUGGUCUACACGGCUGGUGGCGGAGGUGGUUGGAGCUACUCAUCCUCAGCAGCGAAUGGUCCUGCUAAUUGGCACACUGUUUCAGCCAACUGCGGGGGGUCUAGUCAAUCCCCCAUCAACAUCGAGACCGAUAAGGCCAAAUUCGAUUCAAAUCUCAACAACUUUGACCUACAAAAAUUCGGGUCAUCAAAUGGUUUGACGUCGUCUUAUUUGAAGAACAAUGGGCACACAGUUCAAGUUGACCUGCCGGGUAGCGAUUACCUUGUAAAAGGUGGCGGUCUACCAAAGACGUACAAACUUGUACAGUUUCAUUUUCACUGGGGAGCCACAGACAGCGAGGGAUCUGAGCAUACCGUUAACUCGAAUAGUUACCCGAUGGAGGUACAUUUUGUGACAUUUGCAAACUCGUACGGUGACAUUUCCACGGCACUGGGACACCCGGAUGGACUUGCAGUUCUCGGAUUCUUCUUUGAGAUAGGAAGUGCUGACAACACCAACUGGAAUCCCAUAGUAAACCUACUGGACAACGUCAGAUAUGCAGACACUAACGUUUCCUUGCCUACAAACUUCAACCUUGACUCCCUACUUCCGUCAGAUAAGCAGGUGUAUUACCGUUACAGCGGAAGUCUAACCACGCCCACCUGCAAUGAGGUCGUCACGUGGACGGUCUUCAAACAAACGAUUAAAAUAUCAGCUGGACAGAUGGCAGCUUUUCGAAGAGUGUUCCAAAACAUUGAAGGUUUAAGUAAUGUCACAAUGGCCGGCAAUUUUCGACCUCUUCAAUCGUUGGGCAGUCGGGAGGUCUACACUAGUUCCGGUCAUGUGCAAUCUGUUACCUACAGUGUUGUCACUGCCUGCGUUUUGUCUGUGAUUUUCUCGAUGAAGUACAAGAUCUUCUAAACUCUUAAUGUCUUUUUUUUGGCUCAAAUGUUGAGAUUUGUUUGAAUACUCCAUACACGAUCUUGAUCAACUAGUCGAACAAACGGGCCCAUACCUUGAUAACAAAAUAUUCUCCAGUGAAAUGCUAGCGUUCAAUGGCUUUUUCUCUUUGAAUUCGACUCCACGUGAUACUAACCGAUUAUAACAUACUGAUGGGACAAGCACUGGUGCCUCGCAUUAGUCUCGUACAUUGCCACAGUACCUAGAUUACCAUAGUAUAGCCCUACACACAUUGUCAUUGUGCAGCCCUAAACACAUCUAAAGAAUAUUGCACAAUGAAAACUGAAUCAAAGAAACAUUGCCUUUUGGACAGGUGAAAAAACUAUACCUAGUUCAUCUUCAACGUAAAUUAUGUUUAUGGUGUUAGCACUUGAUUGAGCAUUCAGUAUUUAUUAUUUAUAUUACUCGACUAAUCUAGUGGUGGAAUAACGGGUGUGUCAACAUUCUGUAUAUACCCAUACAUGCAAUAAUAACACGAAUAUAUAAUAACGAUCGUGAUAAUAAGUAUAUAAUAAUACUUUUUUAUAUUCAGGAUAUCUUAAUAUUUCACCUUGGGACAAAGGGCAGAAACGCAUACAUAUUCUUAAGUAAGCGAAACACCCUCAGCCUUGACUGUGUAUGCCACUUUGGGGGAUUUUGUGCUGUUUGUUACUGUACAUACAGAAUAAAAUUAAACGUUCCAAUUAGAAUUUGAUGUAUUUCCAAUGUAUUUCCAGUGGAAUUCACCGUUAUUCUCUGUGGUGGAUUUUCCUAAUGUCCAUUGGAAUUCACCGUUAUUCUCUAUGGUGGAUUUUGGCAUUGUCUACUGGAAAUCGCCGUUAUUCUCUAUGGUGGACCUUGGGCCUUGUCUACUGGAAUUCACCGUUAUUCUCUAUGGUGAAUUUCCCUAUUAUCCAUUGGAAUUCACCGUUAUUCUCUAUGGUGGAUUUCCCUAUUGUCCAUUGGAAUUCACCGUUAUUCUCUAUGAUGGAUUUAGGCCUUCUCUACUGGAAUUCACCGUUAUUCUCUCUGGGGAAUUUCCCAAUUGUCCGUUGAAAUUCACCGUUAUUCUCUAUGAUGGAUUUCCGUAUUGUCCAUUGGAACUCACCGUUAUUCCCUAUGAUGGAUUUUCGUAUUGUCCAUUGGAAUUCACCGUUAUUCUCUAUGAUGGAUUUCCCUAUUGUCCAUUGGAAUUCACCGUUAUUCUUAAUGGCGAGUUUGCCCAUUCCCACAAAUUAAAACUUACUUUUAAGAUUUAUACAUAACAUUGUCAUAGAUCGGAAAAGAUUUCCACAUUAUUGUCGAUGAAGUCUCAUUUUACUUUUCUUUUCUAAUUUCAAGUUUAAAAUUCCAAUAAGUUUAAGAGUCCCAUACCAAAUAUGAAGUUACACAUAAAAAAUGUAUAAUAUGACUCAAAAUCAAAAUCCUGAGGUAAGGUCUGAUAACAAUAGAAAAAAAGAAAAAAAAA
Molecule: messenger RNA, 2655 nt
Organism: Liolophura sinensis
Lineage: Eukaryota; Metazoa; Mollusca; Polyplacophora; Chitonida; Chitonidae
Product: carbonic anhydrase 2-like
Exons: 8
Coding region: 207-1169 (320 amino acids)
Cellular component (GO): plasma membrane
Molecular function (GO): zinc ion binding; carbonate dehydratase activity
Source: RefSeq, a predicted model, not a curated record